Molecule: messenger RNA, 892 nt
Organism: Pistacia vera
Lineage: Eukaryota; Viridiplantae; Streptophyta; Magnoliopsida; Sapindales; Anacardiaceae
Product: CASP-like protein 1D1
Exons: 3
Coding region: 82-672 (196 amino acids)
Source: RefSeq, a predicted model, not a curated record
AUGACUUAAUCUGUCACAUUUGCUGCGUUCAUCACAACCCUUAUCCUUAGAAACAACAUAUAGUUUUAGUCACAAAAAACCAUGGAAUCAACUGAUAAACCAGCCACACCACCACCAAAAUCUGAUGAAGCUCCGCCACCAGCCAUCCGCCGUGUAAACUGCUUUGUUGUUGAUGUGGCACUUAGGGUUUUACUAUUUGCAGCCACACUAGUUGCAGUUGUUGUCAUGGUGACCAGCAAGCAAACAGAGGUUGUGCCAGUACCACCGACCGGAGUGAUGAUGCGACGUACAGCUAAGUUUAAUCACUCGCCGGCGUUCAUAUAUUUUGUGACAGCAUUAUCGGUCGCUUGCCUAUACAGUAUCAUAACAACGCUUGCAUCGUUCUCAACCAUUUUGAAGCCUGCUUUCUCAAAGAAGUUCUUGCUCCAUUUUGCAUUUUGGGACGUGUUGAUAUUUGGGGUGGUAGCUUCAGCAUUAGGAACCGCCGGCGGCGUAGCAUAUAUUGGAUAUAAGGGCAACAGUCAUGUUGGGUGGACUAAAGUUUGCCCUAAUUACGACAAGUUCUGUGAUUAUAUUAUAAGCUCCCUUGCUAUGUCACUUCUCGCCUCCAUCGUUCUUGUUUUGCUCAUCUUUCUAUCCAUUUUCUCUCUUUACAAACGGGCUCGUGAUUAAUUCAUUCAAUCAAUCAAAUUAAUUACUCUACUUAAUGCUGUGUUAAUUUGCAUGCCUUGAGCAUGUAGUUUGUGUAUGUUUUAGAGAAACUAGCUAGUUCAUUCCUUUGUGUGCAAAUCAAUGUUGUCAUGUGUCAUAUAUUUUUUUAUGGAAUAUUUCUUUGUAAGUUUUAGCUAUAAUACGUGUAAUUGCUUUGGAUUAAUGAAUAAUAGUUAUCGUA